AGUCCGUCGGAAAUUCAAAAGAAGAAGCUGGAAACACUGAGGAACUUUACUGCUGAAGAAAAAACAAGAAUGUUUUCAAUCGAGAGGUUUAGUGAUGUUGUCAACGAGCAGCUAACUGCUGCAGCUGAGGAAAUAUGUGACGAUUUUACAAGAGCUGUCGUCGAGGACGAGGCAGAAAUCGACCGUCAGCGCAGAAAGCUGGACAUCAUUUGGAAACCUCCCAUCCACUUACACAGAAUAGACGUCCCGCAGCAACAUGUGUGUAAGGAGGAGGAAGAGUUUGAAGCUGAGCAGCAGCUCUGCCACCAGGAGAGGAAGUCCAGUCUGGACCAGGAAGAUCCAGAACCUCCACAGAUUAAAGAGGAGCAGGAGGAAGAGCAGCUCAAACAGGAGGAGACUGACACGUUGACGUUGACUCCUACUCAGGAGGAAAGUGAGCAGAGUGAAGCAGAUGGACCAAAUGAACACCAGCUCCUUUCUCACAACUCUCAUGUUGCUGAGAAUCAAGAUCCCAAAGAGAACAAGCAGGAAGACUUAGAGAUGACUGUAAAAUCAAAACCAAGACAAGAGACAGAAAGAAAACACACAGGUGAGAGGCUGCACUCAUGUGAAGUAUGUGGACAAAGCUUAAAGAAUAACGGUACUUUGAAAAUUCACAUGAAAAUUCACACAGGUGAGAAGCCUUUCUCCUGCAGCACAUGUGGAAGAAGAUUCAUUAAGGGGUCAGAUUUGAAUCUUCACAUUCUUACUCACACAGGUACAAAGCCAUACACCUGUGGUACCUGUAGGAAAUCAUUCACUCAGAAAGGUAAUUUUGAUAGGCACUUAAAAAUUCAUAGAGGUGAAAAACCUUUCACCUGCACUACAUGCAACAAAUCUUUUACACUAAAAAGUUCAUUGGCAGUCCACAUGAGAACUCACACAGGUGAGAAGCCUUUCUCCUGUGGCACCUGUGGAAAAAGGUUCCGUCAUUCUACAUCUUUGAAUGAGCACAUUCGUAUUCACACAGGCACAAAGCCAUACACCUGUGGUACCUGUGGGAAAUCAUUCACACAUAAAGGUAAUUUGAACGAUCACUUAAAAAUCCAUACAGGUCAAAAACCUUUCACCUGCACAACCUGCAACAAAUCUUUUCGAAAAAAAGGUAAUUUAACAGUCCACAUGAGAACUCACACAGGUGAGAAGCCUUAUUCUUGUAACAUCUGUGGAUAAACAUUCUGUCAUUCUACACAUUUGAAGCUUCACAUUCUCACUCACACAGGUACAAAGCCAUACACCUUCGGUACUUGUGGGAUUCAUUCACACAUAAAUCUCAUAAAGGUGAAAAACCACAUACCUGCGUAAGUACAGCAAAUCUUUUUGACUACAGUGUGAUUCGACAGUCCACAUGAGAACACACACAGGGGAUAAUUUUUUCUCCUGUAACAUCUGUGGAAAGAGAUUCUUUUGUUGGUCUCAGAUUGAUUUCAGUGAUCCAAAGAGCCCUGAGAUACAAUUAUUUGAAAACCAAACGAUGAAUGUUUAUGACACUCAAAUCAAAUUUGUAUGAUCAUUUGAAACACAGUGAAUGUUCACCUUUGGCUGGUACACAGCUAUGUGCUGACAAGUUGGAGAGAAAAAGAAACUGUGCAUGUGCUCUGAGAAUUUGCUUUUUUUGAUGGCAAUUAAAAUGAAAACCAUUUACACUCAAAUGCUUGAAUUUCAGAACUAACAUGUUAACUUCAUGUAACAUUGAAGUAUUGUGAGUUCUCUAAUGGCUUCACUUGAGGUGAGUUAUUCUGCUGUCUGUUCUUUAUGAAGUCUUU
Messenger RNA from Cheilinus undulatus (humphead wrasse), 1805 nucleotides. RefSeq names its product gastrula zinc finger protein XlCGF8.2DB-like. The record is from RefSeq and is a predicted model, not a curated record. Bases 70 to 1212 code for a protein of 380 amino acids. NCBI's taxonomy places the organism in Eukaryota, Metazoa, Chordata, Actinopteri, Labriformes, Labridae. Gene Ontology annotation, molecular function: DNA-binding transcription factor activity, RNA polymerase II-specific; RNA polymerase II cis-regulatory region sequence-specific DNA binding. The transcript is spliced from 2 exons. Gene Ontology annotation, biological process: regulation of DNA-templated transcription.